Molecule: messenger RNA, 2285 nt
Organism: Phalacrocorax carbo (great cormorant)
Lineage: Eukaryota; Metazoa; Chordata; Aves; Suliformes; Phalacrocoracidae
Source: RefSeq, a predicted model, not a curated record
CGGCUGCCAGGGUCCCAGCCCCCCACGCCAACUCCAGCAUCUGGAGACACUUCCCCGCAUGUGCCGCCUCCGCUCCCUGACCUCGGGCCAGCACUGGCCAUGGCCAUGGGCCCAGCGCUGGCAGGCGCUGGGAGCACACAUGGUUAACACCAGCUGCCUGCGCCGCUGGGCUUAUAUCUGGCAGUGGGAGGGCUGCGCGCCUCGUCCUGCUCCUCCGCUGCCUCCUUUACUUUAUAAAAAGUGCAUUUCCGCCCGGGCUGACGGAGAAGAGGGUGUUGGAGUAGGAGGCAGCCGAUCUGCUGCGGGCAGGCUUUGCCCCGUGCCUGGGGGCAGGCAGGGCAGCAUCGGGGGAUGCUCUAGGGAAGGAAAGGCAGCGCCAGGAGGGAGCAGCCCUGCCCUGGAGGCACUGACACCCUGACUUGCGGCUCUUGGGCAUCCAUGGGAGGCAGCUGGAGCCAGGCUGAGUAGGAACAGUAGUGUUUGCCCCAGGGCUUGGACAGGACUGCUCCACUCCACCGUCAGCUCCCCAGCUCCUGGCAUCUUGCAGGGCAUUGCCACAGCAUGGAGGGGCUUUGGGCGCUCCGUGUCCUGCUGCUUUCCUGCCUGCUGCUGCCCUCCCCCAUGGGGAGCCAGACCAGCCCCAGCCCUGACUGGCGUUUGCAGACAGACCCCGAGGAGGCACCAUCCCAGCACCACACUGCCAGGGCCACACAGGAGCAGAAGGCUGGCAGUGCCCAGGAGGGGCUGCCCCCACGACCCCGCUGCGUCCGCUGCUGCGAGCCACCCGAGCAGCGCUUCUACCCCCAGUACCAGCCCCUGCCUCAGAUCAACAUGACCAUCCUGAAAGGUGAGAAGGGGGACCGUGGCGAGCGAGGCAUGCAGGGCAAGUUUGGCAAGACAGGGGUGGCUGGUAGCAGGGGCCACACAGGGCCCAAGGGACAGAAGGGCAGCAUGGGUGCCCCGGGGGAGCGCUGCAAGAGCCACUAUGCCGCCUUCUCGGUGGGCCGCAAGAAACCCCUGCACAGCAACGACUACUACCAGACCCUCAUCUUUGACACGGAGUUUGUCAACCUCUACGACCACUUCAACAUGUUCACGGGCAAGUUUUACUGCUACGUCCCUGGGAUCUACUACUUCAGCCUCAACGUGCAUACCUGGAACCAGAAGGAGACAUACCUACACAUCAUGCGCAAUGGGGUGGAGGUGGUGAUCCUCUACGCCCAGGUGAGCGACCGUAGCAUCAUGCAGAGCCAGAGCGUCAUGCUGGAGCUGCAGGAGCAGGAUGAGGUUUGGGUGCGGCUCUACAAGGGCGAGCGCGAGAAUGCUGUCUUCAGUGAUGAGUACGACACUUACAUCACUUUCAGCGGCCACCUCAUCAAGUACAGCGGGGACCCCUGAGCACCUGCUCCAUCCUGCUCCCCCUCCCCUGGAGCGGGUGUCCAAGGAGCCCUUGCUGCCCCUCCACCCAGGGCAUGCCACCCAUCAUUAAGCUGUUAGCCCUUAUAUGUGCCACUACCCUCAGCAGCUGCAUGAGUGUGUAAAUACCCCCACACCCAGCUCCUCAAGGCCAAUUGGAUGCACCUGGAGGAGUCUGAGCCAUUUCCAGGCCCUGUUCCAUUUGUGACCCAGGAAGCGGCUGCCCAACUAGGGCAGGCAGAAAGCUCAUCCCUACCUGCACGUGCUUCAGAGCUGGGUUUGCUGGGACACAGGCAUUAGUGGCACUUACUGUGAGCUGGCACCAGCUGAACGGGUUUGACAGCCAGUGCCUUGGUGUGAGGCAGCACAGACACGUGCACUGUGUUCCUUCCCUGCCUCGCUCACCUUGUGCUGUGCUCUGCAGGCUCCUUCUCCUGGAAAAGGGGCAGAGGGUCCUCAGAAUCCAGCAGGAAAGGCAACAAAACCACUAAGGGCCCCUCUUUCCUUCCACAGAGCUGCGUCCCAAUGGCGUGGCUUUUGCAGCAUGGCACUGGGUACCCUUUGGGCUGACACAUCUCCCAAGCACUCCCAUGGGGGAGCAGAUUGCAUCAGUUCCCCUCUGCAAGGCCCCGUCACAGUCCCCCCUUGCCGCAGCCUCUGCUCAGUGCUGAGGAGGGGCUGGCUCCCUGCUGGCAGCCCUGGGUGCGGGGCCUUUGGCCUUAGCUGCUUCCUUCUCAGCUAGAUUGUCUGCUGGCCAGGCUUUGUAUUUUUAUAGAUGCAACAGCAGAGUGGGGCCCACGGCAGUGUGCUGCCCCCUGUACAGCUUCUGACCACAAUAAACACCCCAUGAUUUUGAGUCCUAUUCCUAC